AUGGAGGUAGAACAAAGCAAAUCAAAGUGUCAAGUGCACGGGGAAAUUCUGGAUGUGACCUCAGAGGAGCAGACUGUUCACGUUCUGAAGAAAAUCAUCUCGACUUAUGGGCGCAUGGACUUCUUCUUUGCCAAUGCCGGCAUUGGAGGCUAUAGGUCACUUCAAGAUACCAAUGCAUCAUAUUACGACAAGGUGGUCUCCGUCUUGCAAAGAUCGACUUUCUUGGCUAUAAGGUAUGCGGGCCAAGCAUUGAGCGUCACUUCGACUGACAAAACUCGACCGGGAGGCUCCAUCAUUGCGACAAGUUCGAUUGCAGGAGUUGCCGGCGCUGUGUCAGACAUCUCCUACUCCGCCAGUGCCAUGGUGAAGUAUGGAUCCGUUCAGCUUUCUGCCUCAAACGUGCGCGUCAAUGCAGUGGCCCCAGGUUUCGUCAGAACCAGCAUCACGGCCACUACGCGAAACGUCUUAGCCGGCAGUUUCGACACCUCGAAGCUCAGUAAGGAAGAGGCAUUGAGCUCAUUCAAAUCCGAUCUAGGUGAUCUCAUUGAGGGGUCUCAAUAUUAUUAUCAGCGUGUUGCAGAGCCAGAGGAGAUUGCAAAUAUCGGUGUGUUCCUUGCGUCACACCUUUCGGCUUCCAUCAAUGGUCAGAACAUUGUUGCGGACAGUGGCAAGACUGUUGCCGCCCUUGGGGAGACAGUCAUCGGACCCAUUUCCCCGAUGGUGCCAUUCUAA
Diaporthe amygdali is the source of this 732-nucleotide messenger RNA. RefSeq lists its product as uncharacterized. The record is from RefSeq and is a predicted model, not a curated record. The transcript has 3 exons. The coding region runs from base 1 to 732 and encodes 243 amino acids. Lineage: Eukaryota; Fungi; Ascomycota; Sordariomycetes; Diaporthales; Diaporthaceae.